This is a messenger RNA of Cucumis melo (muskmelon), 1868 nucleotides long. RefSeq names its product ubiquitin-conjugating enzyme E2 variant 1B-like. Gene Ontology annotation, biological process: protein K63-linked ubiquitination; DNA damage tolerance. The record is from RefSeq and is a predicted model, not a curated record. The transcript has 6 exons. Gene Ontology annotation, cellular component: nucleus. Lineage: Eukaryota; Viridiplantae; Streptophyta; Magnoliopsida; Cucurbitales; Cucurbitaceae. The coding region runs from base 147 to 626 and encodes 159 amino acids.
CAUUUAGUAGGUGGGACUAAGUCUUACGGCCGCUUGGGCUUAAUAUCACACUCGACCAUUUUUUCAACUUUUACUCCCUUUUUUUUUCCAUUACCUUUUUCCUUUCUCUGGAAACUUUCUCAAUCUCUCUUUGUAUUCUAUGCUUCAUGGGCUCCGAAGGAUCCAGGGUGGUUGUUCCUCGGAAUUUUAGAUUAUUGGAAGAGCUCGAGAGAGGUGAAAAAGGGAUAGGGGAUGGAACUGUCAGCUAUGGCAUGGACGACCCAGAUGAUUUAUUAAUGCAAUCUUGGACUGGGACCAUUAUAGGUCCACCUAAUACUGUUCAUGAAGGGAGAAUCUACCAAUUGAAGCUAUUUUGUGGAAAGGAUUAUCCGGAUAAUCCUCCAGCUGUUAGAUUCCAAAGUAGGAUAAACAUGACCUGUGUCAAUCCUGAAACUGGAGUGGUUGAAAAGAACCUGCUUCCCAUGCUUGCCAAAUGGCAAAGGGAAUAUACAAUGGAGGACAUAUUGACACAACUGAAGAAAGAAAUGAUGUCGUCACAUAAUAGGAAACUUGCUCAGCCUCCUGAAGGAAAUGAAGAGGGAAGGACGGAACAAAAGGGGCUAGUCUUGAAAUGUUGUAUUCUUUGAUUCAGGUUUCCCCUUGGGUGGAAAGCUUGCGGCUAAGGAGGUGUGGACUGCUCUUGAGGAGAAAUUUAAAACAAGAAUCGACAAAUGACGAGGCUUGGUCCUUUCUAAAGAGGGUAGGCUUACUCUUGCUCUGUCGGUUCUUCAAAGCUUACCGUGCUACUUCUCCUUAGUGAAGGCUUCAAAGUGUUAUAUUUCUCACUUGGAGAAGCUUGUUCGUGACUUUGGAGCAGAGGAAUUAGUAAUUCGGCUUACCCAUCUUGUUAAUUGGAAGUGGACCUCUCUCUCUACUAUUUAUGGAGUCUUGGGAAUUGGCUCUCUUAGUCAGAAAAAUAGUACUCUCUUGAUGAAGUGGCUUUGGAGAUUUUGCCACAAAGAAAAUGCCCUUUGGAGGAAGGUGAUUAGUGCUAUUUAUGGUGUGGAUGAGCACGGGUGGAGCUCCAUUGAGCCAAGAGACAAAAGAAGCUUUAGAUUAUGGAAUGGUAUUUUAAAAGAAAAAUAUCAACGUUUUUCCUUUACCGACUUUGUGGUCGCUGAUGGGAGACACAUAACCUCUUGCAACUCUGUACCAUGAUAUCUAUAUUAUCUCCCUCUGUUCAAUCUUAUUUGCAAACCAAAAAUUCCUAGAAAAUGAAGUUUUUCCUUUGGUCCCUUGCUUACAGAAACCUCAACACUCAUGACAAGCUCCAAAGGAGGUUUCGUAAUUGGUCUCUUUCCCUUUCCAUGUGUCUUCUUUGCCAGAAGGAGGUCGAGACCUUAGACCAUUUAUUCUUACAUGGCUGGUUCACUUCCAAAGGGUGGAGUAGGAUUUAUAUACUUUUGGGUUGGAUGGUUGUCUCCCCAUGAGGAUUGACUAUUGCAUGAUGGCUUGGAUGGUGGCAACUUUGUGUGAAAGGAACAAUCUUGUGGAGUUGUACUACCCACGCGCUUUUUGUGGCAUCUUUGGAACGGAAGGAAUAGUAGGGCGUUUCAGGAUAAGUUUUGUUCUUUUGAUUCUUUUUGGGCUCUUCUGUCUUGGUGGUGUACAAAUUACAGUUAUUUGUAAUUAUAGGCUUCUCAUGAGUACAUUGUUUAUGAAAGAUGUCCUGUCUUGUUUGUCUAGAUUUCCAAGGCCAUAUAGAUGAGUGAAAGAGUACUUGAUUUCAUACCAUAACAGGUGGAUGUGGGAUCCACAUUUAGUGACAAUCAAUUUCCUACAUACGGAUUUACCCUGUCAUACCUUAAUCAAUUUAUUUUGUUCCUAGA